GUUUUUUCCAAUCUUGCCGUGAGCGGGGACAGCAAUGAUGCCAAUGGUUGGGAGUCACCGUUGGCAAGCUGCCAGGCAGUAGACAAGCAAAAGGAACCAUCAAUGUCAUUGUUGCGCAAACUCGUGAAGAAGGGCGUGAAGCAAAGAGAAGGGUGCUCUCAAGUUUGAAUCUCUGACAACGUGAAGACGGCUGCUCAUUUUCAGUUGUGCCACUAUCAGCCUUCGAGUGGGACGUAUCGCUGAACAACGAUUGCAGGGUGCAGUAUGGAGAACGGGUCUGAGGCAAUAGCGGAACGGUUGCAGAGUGGAAAUGAGGCAGAGCCGGCAGGGAGUAUGCCGCCCCCACCCCCCCGGCGGCAGUAUGGCCGGCGUAGGCAAGAAGAGGAGGAACCGCAAACUGAGGGGGGUCAGGAGGAAGAGGAGCAGUACCUGGAGUACAUCCCCCUGAAAAAGCGUAAAAUGAUGGAGGAGCAGAGCCGGUCACGGAAGGCGGUUAGCCCGGGGUUAGCCGAACCGGAGCGGGUCGAUGCUGGCAACGAGGAUGGGGAGAGCGCGAAGCCGACGACGCUCCUGGAGAAGGCGGUGCAGCUGAAGAAAGAAGCGGCGCCGAUAACAGAGGAGGAGCAGAUUGCGGCGGAGGAGCGGGACAUGCUCGAGAAGUUGUCGGACCGGAAGGAGCUGAUGUCGGUAAAAGAGCGCGCGCAGGGGAUCGUGUACGUGGAGCCGAUGAAAACGGGGUGGAAGCCGCCGCUGCACCUGCGGCGCAUGCCGGACGAGGAGUGCGAGGACGUGCGCAAAAAGUGGCACAUCCUAGUCGAGGGCGAGCACAUCCCCCCUCCCGCGAAGAACUUCAAGGACAUGCGGUUCCCGGGCCCAAUCCUCGCCAAGUUGAAAGCCAAGGGGAUCAACCGGCCAACUCCGAUCCAAGUUCAGGGGCUCCCGGUGAUCCUUUCGGGGCGGGACAUGAUCGGGAUUGCGUUCACGGGGUCUGGAAAGACGCUUGUCUUUGCACUGCCGGCGGUGAUGUUCUCGCUCCAGGAGGAGGUGCGCUUUCCGCUGGUGGGAGGAGAGGGCCCGUUCGCGCUCAUCAUGUGCCCCUCGCGCGAGCUGGCGCGCCAGACGUUCGACGUCGUGAACGAGUUCAUCGAAGCGCUGAAGGGGGCGGGGUUUCCGGAGCUGCGCAGCAUGCUGUGCAUCGGGGGGAUCGAUAUGCGCGAGCAAAUGGACACGGUGCGGAAAGGGGUGCACAUCGCUGUUGCAACCCCUGGGCGGCUGAAAGACUUGUUAGCCAAGAAGCGACUCAACCUCGACAUCUGCAAGUACUUAUGCCUCGACGAGGCGGAUCGCCUGGUGGAUCUAGGUUUCGAGGACGACAUCCGGGAGGUGUUUGACUACUUCAAGUCGCAGCGCCAGACGCUGCUCUUCAGCGCGACGAUGCCGAAGAAGAUUCAGAACUUUGCCAAGAGCGCGCUGGUACAACCGGUGGUCGUCAACGUCGGGCGGGCGGGCGCCGCGAACCUCGACGUCAUCCAGGAAGUCGAGUACGUAAAGCAGGAGGCGAAGAUUGUGUACCUGCUCGAGUGCCUCCAGAAGACGCCGCCGCCCGUGCUGAUCUUCUGCGAGAACAAGAGCGACGUCGACGACGUUCAUGAGUAUUUGCUGCUCAAGGGGGUGGAAGCGGUAGCGGUCCACGGAGGAAAGGACCAGGAAGAGCGAGACCAGUCGAUCCAGGCGUUUAAGAGCGGGAAGAAGGACGUUCUGGUGGCGACGGACGUCGCGAGCAAGGGGCUCGACUUCCCGGACAUCAAGCACGUGGUCAACUUCGACAUGCCGGGCGAGAUCGAGAACUACGUGCACAGGAUCGGGCGAACGGGGCGGUCCGGGAAGACGGGGAUCGCGACGACCUUCAUCAACAAGAACCAGAGCGAGACGAUCCUGCUGGAUCUGAAGCACUUGCUGAAAGAAGCGCGGCAGCGGAUCCCCCCCUUCCUGGCCAGCUUGGAGGACCCCAUGGAAGAGAUGGAGGCGCUGCAAGAAGCGAGCGGGGUUAAGGGUUGCGGUUAUUGCGGGGGUUUGGGGCACAGGAUCGCAAACUGUCCGAAGCUGGAGCAGCAGCGCAAGGCGGCGACGUCGGAGGCGGGCAGGAAGGACUACUUCGGGUCGGGGGGCUAUGGCGGGGAGGUUGACUGCUAUGCUUUUGACAUUAGUUCAAUUGUUGAAGUCAUUCCGUCGGAUGACGUUUCGAGGCGUUGCCCAUCAAGCGCGCUAUUGGAUGGCCUUUGGGAAGUUUCUGGUGGUUUUCCUAAUAAGCCGUGA
Molecule: messenger RNA, 2316 nt
Organism: Klebsormidium nitens
Lineage: Eukaryota; Viridiplantae; Streptophyta; Klebsormidiophyceae; Klebsormidiales; Klebsormidiaceae
Source: the annotation of a GenBank genome assembly